Messenger RNA from Trichophyton rubrum CBS 118892, 888 nucleotides. RefSeq lists its product as uncharacterized. The transcript has a single exon. The record is from RefSeq and is a predicted model, not a curated record. NCBI's taxonomy places the organism in Eukaryota, Fungi, Ascomycota, Eurotiomycetes, Onygenales, Arthrodermataceae. The coding region runs from base 1 to 888 and encodes 295 amino acids.
AUGUUUAUUGGUCGGUCUGAAUUGACAGAUGCGAAUGAAACUACACAUGAGCAUUUGGCCAACCAAGUAGCAGAGACUGAGAAGGUCGAAAGGGACAAGAAGAAUACUGACCCUAGGACUGGUGGUCUGUUCCAGGGAUGCUUCAACAAAACUUCUAUUCCACUUUAUGACAACGCCGAAGGUGUCUCGCGGUGCCCAGGAUGUUUUUGGGAAUUGGAAGAUGGCGAAUGUACGCACUGCGGCUAUACAGUGAGCGACUCGGAUCAGGAUCUUCAGGAUCUUCAGGAUCUUGAUGACUUCGAGGCUAUGGAACAACUCCGGCUAAUGGGAGAUGCCUUUACGGAAGACGAGGAUGAGUCUGAUUUUAUUGGGCAUCAUCAUAAUCCCGGGUUCGAAUAUAGCUUCCUUCCUCAUGACGGUGGUCAUAUAAUUGAUGUAACUGACAUGGAUGCCGACUCGGAGGAUGUAUACACGGAUGAAGAUGACGACGUUACAGAUGUUGGUGACGCUGAGUCGAAUUUGUCAGAAGACGAGUCUCUAAGGUCAGAGUCGGAUUCCUCAGGGAGGUCAAAUUCAACAGCGCGUCGUGCUUCCAGUGAUCAUGGUAGUCAGACGAUUGAACCCGAGUCAACUCCAUCUGUUCAGGAGAUAUCAUCCAAUGCCCAAUACGAGUCAGAGUCAGAAGAGGAACCAAUCAGACGGCCAGUACGCAGAAGAGACUCUCGUCCACGUCAAUCUCACCAACAUGUAUCUACCGAUCAAACGGCCAGGAUGACAUUGCCCAUGAUUCUUCUUGCUAGCAUGAGGGGGACUGACCCCGAAAAUGCUGUCGUUAUCGACGAUUCACCCCCUUCACGCCGAACUUCAAGGCGUCGUCGUCGCCACUAG